Messenger RNA from Ricinus communis (castor bean), 1702 nucleotides. Its product is annotated as 1-acyl-sn-glycerol-3-phosphate acyltransferase 3. The transcript has 11 exons. The coding region runs from base 275 to 1420 and encodes 381 amino acids. Gene Ontology annotation, cellular component: endomembrane system. The record is from RefSeq and is a predicted model, not a curated record. Lineage: Eukaryota; Viridiplantae; Streptophyta; Magnoliopsida; Malpighiales; Euphorbiaceae. Gene Ontology annotation, molecular function: 1-acylglycerol-3-phosphate O-acyltransferase activity.
CACUACUCCAACAGAUGAAGAGAACCUCUGUGUCCUAAUAUUAUACCCCGAUAAUGGCGCGUAUAAAUGAUAGAGAAAGUAUGAUAUAAUGUAACGGUAGCCAGUUAUUGCAUUGAAUCACCAUCUCACAACCUCCGCUCUUUUUGCCGAAUCACAGGAUCGCUAAUACCCCAGCCACUAACUUAUCCAGAGUUUUCACUCACUUCUCUCCGCAAUUUGAUUUUCCUUUUCAAAAAUUUUCCUUUUCUCUCUCUAAAGCAUUUGCAGAACAAUAAUGGCUAUUCCGGCUGCAUUAGCUAUCGUCCCUAUUGGGAUUCUCUUCUUUGUCUCUGGCUUCGUAGUCAAUCUUAUUCAGGCAGUUCUCUUCAUACUUGUAAGGCCAGUAUCAAAGUCUCUGCAUAGAAGGAUUAACAAAAUAGUUGCAGAACUUCUUUGGUUGGAGCUCAUAUGGCUGGUUGAUUGGUGGGCACAUCUAAAGAUUGAAGUGUAUGCUGAUGAUGAAACUUUUGAAUUAAUGGGUAAAGAACAUGCGCUUCUCAUUUGCAAUCACAGGAGCGACAUUGACUGGCUUGUCGGAUGGAUCUUAGCUCAGCGCUCAGGUUGCCUUGGUAGUGCACUAGCUGUCAUGAAGAAACAAGCCAAAGUCCUCCCUAUUAUAGGUUGGUCCAUGUGGUUUUCUGAUUAUCUGUUUCUUGAAAGAAGCUGGGCCAAGGAUGAAACAACAUUGAAGUCAGGUUUUAAACGGCUAGAAGAUUUUCCUAUGCCUUUUUGGCUGGCUCUUUUUGUGGAAGGAACACGCUUUACAGAAGCAAAGCUUCAAGCAGCCCAAGAGUAUGCUGUUACAAGGGGGUUGCCUAUUCCUAGAAAUGUGUUGCUUCCUCGUACCAAGGGUUUCGUAUCAGCAGUAGUUCACAUGCGCUCAUUUGUUCCAGCAAUUUAUGAUUGCACAGUAGAUGUGGACAAAAGUCAGCCUGCACCAACAAUGCUAAGGAUAUUUAGACGACAAUCAUCUGUUAUAAAUCUGCAAAUCAAGCGGCAUUCAAUGCAGGAAGUUCCAGAAACUGCUGAUGGUAUUUCGCAAUGGUGCAAAGAUGUAUUUGUGACCAAGGACGCAAUGUUGGAGAAAUACCAUACUAAGGGCACAUUCAGUGACCAAAAGCAUCAACACAUUGGACGACCCAAAAAAUCUUUGUUUGUUGUAAUAUUUUGGUCAAAUCUCCUUAUCUUCGGCAUCGUCAUGUCAUUCCAGUUUCUGUCCUUCCUAAACUCAUGGCAAGUCCUUUCAUUUUCAGUCACUCUGUUGGUCCUUGUUACAAUUGUUAUGCAAAUUUUGAUCCAUUCAUCCGAGUCGGAGCACUCUACUCCCCCACCCAAGCUAACAUUUUCUGACCAAGCAAAGGAGAGGCUGCUUCAGAAAUGAGUCAACAGACUACACUGGUAAUUGAUCAGUCCGUAAGCUAUCCAGUUUAUGUUGCUAGGAAACUGCAAACUUUUCUUUUCUUCUUCUUCUUUUGGAGAUUGGGAGCUGUUAACCAAUUGGUAGAGCUUAGUUAUGUUCUUUCUGUACCUCUUGAUGACAUUAAAAAGAAAAACCAACUGAUGAAUAUUCCUGUGCAUAGAUAUGGGGUAAAUACUAUUCCCCCAUGAGGUUUGCCAUAUUACUCUACUCAUUAAACUUAAUUUCUCGUGUAGUUUGUUAUCA